This is a messenger RNA of Musa acuminata AAA Group (dessert banana), 1611 nucleotides long. Its product is annotated as sugar transport protein 14-like. Gene Ontology annotation, molecular function: monosaccharide transmembrane transporter activity. Gene Ontology annotation, biological process: monosaccharide transmembrane transport. The record is from RefSeq and is a predicted model, not a curated record. Gene Ontology annotation, cellular component: membrane. The transcript is spliced from 3 exons. NCBI's taxonomy places the organism in Eukaryota, Viridiplantae, Streptophyta, Magnoliopsida, Zingiberales, Musaceae. The coding region runs from base 46 to 1611 and encodes 521 amino acids.
UGACGCUGGAGAAAGAAGGUGGAGAAGCUUAGUGGUGGUCCAACAAUGGGAGGAGGAGGCUUCGUCGGCACCGAGGCGGCCAACAGAGCGGAGCUGUAUGAGGGGAGGAUCACAGGCUAUUUCAUACUGGCUUGUGUUGUUGGCUCUCUUGGCGGAUCGCUCUUCGGUUACGAUCUUGGCCUCUCUAGUGGAGUGACAGCCAUGGAUGAUUUCUUGAAGGAGUUCUUCCCCACCGUGUACAGAAGGAAGCAGGCGCAUCGCCACGAAAGCGACUACUGCAAGUACGACAACCAGGUGCUGACGCUCUUCACCUCUUCCCUCUACUUCGCGGCGCUCGUCUCCACCUUCGGAGCCUCCCUCGUGACUCGAAGGUACGGAAGAAGGACGAGCAUCAUGUCCGGCGCCGUCAGCUUCUUCCUCGGCAGUGCCAUCAACGCAGGCGCCGUCAACAUCUUCAUGCUGAUCGCCGGCCGCAUUCUCCUCGGAUUUGGAAUCGGCUUCGGGAAUCAGGCGGUCCCACUUUAUCUCUCGGAGAUUGCACCGCCCAAGAUCCGCGGCGCGGUUAACCAGUUGUUCCAGCUUACCACCGUCUCCGGAAUCCUGGUCGCUGACGUUGUCAACUACUUCACGGAGAAGCUGCAUCCGUGGGGGUGGAGACUGUCCCUUGGAUUGGCCGUGGUGCCCGCGAUACUGAUGUUCAUUGGAGGAGCUUUCCUUCCCGAGACUCCAAACAGCCUCGUCGAACAGGGUAAGCUGGAGGAGGCACGACGGAUACUGGAGAAGGUGAGGGGAACUCAUAGGGUAGAUGCAGAGUUCGAGGACCUGAAGGAGGCGAGUGAUGCAGCAAGAGCUGUGAAGCAUCCUUUCAGGAACCUCCUCAAGCCACGAAACCGGCCGCAGCUAAUCAUCGGCGCCCUCGCCAUUCCUGCGUUCCAACAGCUCUCCGGCAUGAACUCCAUCCUCUUCUACGCCCCCGAGAUCUUUCAGAGCCUGGGCAUGGGUUCCGGAGCAGCACUUUACUCGAACAUCAUGUCCGGUUCGAUGCUCGUGAUCGGGGCUCUCGUGUCGAUCGCGGUCGCCGAUAGGCUUGGGAGGAGGUUCUUGUUCAUCGAAGGUGGCACCCAAAUGAUAGCCUCCAUGAUUGUGGUCGCUGUCAUUCUUGCUCUGAAGAUUGGAAAUGGCGAGACGAUCUCGAGAGGAUUGGCUGCGACGCUGGUGAUCGCGAUCUGCGCGUUCGUGGUGUCCUACGGGUGGUCUUGGGGGCCUCUCGGGUGGCUGGUGCCGAGCGAGAUCUUCCCCUUGGAGACGAGAUCGGCAGGUCAAAGCAUCGUCGUCUGCGUCAACAUGUUCUUCACAGCUGCAAUCGCCCAGUGCUUCCUCGCCAUGCUGUGUCACAUGAAAUGGGGAGUCUUCAUCCUCUUCGCCGGAUUGAUCGUGAUCAUGUCCUUGUUCAUCAUCUUGCUGCUACCGGAGACGAAGCAGGUGCCGAUCGAGGAGAUGUCUCAGCUGUGGCAGAAGCACUGGUACUGGAAGCACAUCGUCUCCAAGGAUCCCGACAGGACGGCUCAGAGCCAGCAGCAGGGGAAGAGAGCAGCAGCAGGCCAAGUGUAG